GCUCGGCGGCGCCGCUCUCCCCACUCAGAGCCCCGCGGCGCGCGGGAGGUAACGCAGAGGAGGCCCGAGACUCGGCGGCGCAGGCCACUCCGGCUCAGCCCCGCUCGGACCCCAGACCCUGCGCCCGGACUCCGGGACACCCGCCUGACCGGUGUUUCCGCCGCAGUGCACACCUCCCAGAGGAGAAGAUGGAUUGGGGCACACUUCAGAGUAUUUUGGGGGGUGUCAACAAAUACUCCACCAGUAUUGGAAAGAUCUGGCUCACCGUCCUCUUCAUUUUUCGCAUUAUGAUUCUUGUCGUGGCCGCAAAGGAAGUUUGGGGAGAUGAGCAAGCCGAUUUCAUCUGCAACACUCUCCAGCCUGGAUGCAAAAAUGUGUGCUACGAUCACUACUUCCCCAUCUCUCACAUCCGACUUUGGGCUCUUCAGCUGAUCUUUGUGUCCACACCGGCUCUCUUGGUGGCCAUGCAUGUGGCUUACCAAAGACAUGAGAAGAAAAGGAAGUUCAUCAAGGGAGAGAUAAAGAGUGAAUUUAAGGACCUAGAAGAGGUCAAAAACCAAAAGGUCCGCAUCGAAGGGUCGCUGUGGUGGACCUACACGAGUAGCAUCUUCUUCCGGGUCAUCUUUGAGGCUGCCUUCAUGUAUGUCUUCUACAUCAUGUACGACGGCUUUGCCAUGCAGCGUCUGGUGAAAUGCAGUGCAUGGCCUUGUCCCAACACGGUGGACUGCUUCGUUUCCAGGCCCACGGAAAAGACUGUGUUUACAGUUUUCAUGAUUGCUGUGUCUGGAAUUUGCAUACUGCUAAAUGUCACUGAGUUGUGUUAUUUGAUAAUUAGAUAUUGUUCUGGAAAGUCAAGAAAACCAGUUUAACACAUUGCCCAGCUAUGAGAUGAAAGAUAGCAUGAAAAGAGUGAGGUAACCUCUGCUUAGUUGCCUAGGUACAGUCACCAGUAUUUCCCAAGAAAAAGAUGCAGAUCGUAAAUGCAACCACUUGAAACCCCUACAGAGCUCCCAGGAAACUCCUAAUGCCUCCAUUGGAGCUCUGCUCUCUGGAAGCUUCCAAACAAAGGCUUAUGUCCAUGCCGAGAUUAAUUUUUACUAGAGUUAGUUCCAGUGAAACUCCAUGCUGGUAGGGGUUAUUGUAGGAUACUUUCAGAUUUUAAACAAAGGAUAAAAGCAUGUGUUUCUCUUUAUCUGAGGAAAGGCGAGAGCUCCACGUUCUAAAGAGGAUGUUGAUAAGACUUGGUUUUUCCUCGUGGGGUUCCCUUUGCCAGUUUUCCCAAAUUAAAGGUAAACAGAGAGAAUCUUGGUUCUUUUAUUUGCUUUGCAAGUUUUAAUGCCUAACAAUGGACAGAGUUACCUAAUGCUUCAAGCUCUCUUAUACUUUUUUUUUUAGUGAAAACUUUAAAAUAAGGUAUGUUCUUUGGAUCUACAAGAUGUUCUGGGAACCAUUACAUGUUUUUCCUAUUCACAGGCUCAGACAGUAAAUGGGGUGUGAUUCGAUACUAUAAUUUAAUUUAAAAUAUGGCCUUUGGGUUAUGAAUAAUUUGAGGUAUACUGUGAGGCUCCCCAUUGUACCAGCUGUUCUACGUAGUGUAUAAAAACAUUUGGCCUCUCUCCACUGUAUAUCUCAUUUGAACCCAAAACCGAAGUUCUUAGUGAUAGCUAAUGAUAACAGAUAGCCUCGUUUUAAAAAUUGUAGGUGUAAUUUUGCAUAAAAAACACAGGAGGACCCCAUAUUUAGAGCAGGUUGCUUGGGAAUAUUUUAUUGCCACAGUACACAUUAAUGGUUCAGAACAAAAUGUGGGAGGGAUGUCACUUUUUUUGGUGGAACAGACUGGACUCGACAUUCUGAUAAUUAAAGAUGAGUUUAGUCUACUUUAAAAAAGUUUGUUUGCUUCCAUUUGUGAGAGUGUCCAAUUGUUUUAAGUGAAAAUAGAAUUAAUAGAUAGUUUGAAAACAAUAGGAACUAAGGUUUAGAUAAAUGUUUAGCAGUUCAAUAGGACAAAGUUCAAUAGGAUAAACAGGACUUGAUAUUACCGUGAUGCUUGACAUGUUUUCCAGAAACUGCUACUUGACCUACUUCAAUGAGAGUAAACAUUUUCCUGUUACUGAGAAUAGCAUUGUAAAAACAUUUUGUAAGAAUAA
This is a messenger RNA of Choloepus didactylus (southern two-toed sloth), 2147 nucleotides long. It is a transcript of the gene GJB2, whose product is annotated as gap junction protein beta 2. The record is from RefSeq and is a predicted model, not a curated record. Gene Ontology annotation, cellular component: connexin complex. NCBI's taxonomy places the organism in Eukaryota, Metazoa, Chordata, Mammalia, Pilosa, Megalonychidae. Gene Ontology annotation, biological process: cell communication. The coding region runs from base 189 to 869 and encodes 226 amino acids. The transcript has 2 exons.